This is a messenger RNA of Telopea speciosissima, 2628 nucleotides long. Its product is annotated as U-box domain-containing protein 45-like. Lineage: Eukaryota; Viridiplantae; Streptophyta; Magnoliopsida; Proteales; Proteaceae. Gene Ontology annotation, cellular component: cytoplasm; nucleus. Gene Ontology annotation, biological process: protein ubiquitination. Bases 217 to 2547 code for a protein of 776 amino acids. Gene Ontology annotation, molecular function: ubiquitin-protein transferase activity; protein binding. The transcript has 6 exons. The record is from RefSeq and is a predicted model, not a curated record.
GUUCUUCUUCUUACAGAAAAAGCAAAAAUCUGUUUCUCCAAGCGAAACUGCCGAUCUAUAGUUUUGAAACCCUACUUCCCAAAAUACAGCAUUACAGAUGGAAUGAGAUGGGUAACAGAUAAAUUGCAGCCUUUAACCAAUCAUCAAGAGAUGAAGCCUCCUUGGAAAAUUCUGUUUUUUUCUGACAUAAACGUGUAAAAGCCUUGAUUGGGAAUUAUGGAUGUUGCUGAGGUCGAAGAGAGUCUUUUUGCUGCCAGCGAUGCCAAGUUACAUGCAGGGAUGUGUAGUACACUCUCUGCAAUUCUUUGCAAAAUAUUGGACAUUUUUCCAGUCUUAGAGGCAGCAAGGCCCAGAAGCAAGUCAGGUAUCCAGGCCUUAUGUUCGUUACAUGUUGCACUUGAGAAGGCCAAGAAUCUUCUUCAGCAUUGUUCAGAUUGCAGUAAACUUUACCUGGCUAUAACAGGGGACUCUGUUCGCUUAAAAUUUGAGAAGGCAAGGGUUGCUCUUGCAGAGAGUCUUAGGCGUGUUGAAGACAUUGUCCCUGAAGCAAUUGGUUCCCAGAUUUCAGAGAUUGUCACUGAACUUAAAGGGACUGUUUUCUCCGUUGAUUUAUUAGAGAAGCAAGUUGGUGAUGAAGUGAUUACGUUGCUUCAGCAGGAGAGAAAAUUUAACAGCAAUUGUAAUGACAAUAAUGAACUAGAAAUUUUCCACCAGGCUGCAUUGAAGCUUGGCAUCACUUCUUCAAGGGCAGCGCUCACAGAGAGAAGAGCUCUCAAGAAGCUGAUUGAAAGAGCGCGGCUCGAGGAAGACAAGCGGAAGGAAUCGAUCGUGGCUUGCCUUUUACAUCUUAUGAGAAAAUACUCCAAGGUAUUCAGAAAUGAGUUCUCAGAUGACAAUGAUUCUCAGGGAUCAGCGCCAUGUUCCCCAACUGUUCUGGGCUUCUUAGAAGAUGGAAGUGGUGGCCAGGCCUUUGAUCGACAGUUCUCAAAACUAUGUUCAAAACUAUGUUCCUUUAGUUUUAAGUCAAAUGGUCGGAGAUCAGGGCAAAUGGCAGUACCACCUGAGGAGUUGAGGUGUCCGAUAUCGUUGCAACUCAUGUAUGACCCAGUCAUAAUAUCAUCUGGCCAGACUUAUGAGCGGAUCUGCAUUGAGAAAUGGUUUAGUGAUGGGCACAGAACUUGCCCGAAGACUCAACAGCAGCUUUCCCAUCAGUCUUUAACUCCAAAUUAUUGUGUUAAGGGUCUUGUUUCUAGUUGGUGUGAACAUAAUGGGGUACCUGUUCCUGAUGGCCCCCCAGAAUCUCUUGAUCUAAACUACUGGAGGCUGGCAUUGUCUGAAUCAGAGUCUACGGAUUCAAGAUCCAUGGAGAGUGUUAGCUCCUGCAAGUUGAAAGGUGUUAAGGUAGUACCUAUGGAGGAGAGUGGAGUUGCUGUGGAACUUGAAAGAAAUGAAGUGGAUGAUGUAUCUUGCCCAGAGGAAGUUGAUGACCUAGACAUGGCUCGAGGAUAUGAUAGCUUACUAGCCAUCUUAGACGGACAUGAGGAUGCAGAAAAACAAUGCAAGGUAGUGGAACAGAUACGACUACUGUUGAAGGAUGAUGAAGAAGCCAGGAUUUGUAUGGGAGCCAAUGGCUUUCUUGAGGCUCUGGUAAGGUUUCUAGAGGCAGCUGUCCGUGAGGGUAAUCAAAAGGCACAAGGGAUUGGAGCUAUGGCCCUCUUCAACCUAGCUGUUAACAAUGACAGGAACAAGAAAAUGAUGUUAUCUGCUGGUGUAAUUCCUUUGCUGGAAGAAAUGAUCCUCAAGUCAAAUUCAUACAAGUCUGCAACAGCUCUCUACCUGAACCUCUCGUGCCUUGAGGAAGCGAAGCCAGUCAUUGGUUCAAGCCAGGCAAUUCCGUUCUUGGUCCGUCUCCUUCAAAAUGAAUCUGAACCCCAGUGCAAGCUUGAUGCUCUCCAUUGCCUCUACAAUCUCUCCAUUUACCCCUCAAACAUUCCCAUCCUCCUCUCAGCUGGCAUCAUUGAAGGGCUUCAUGCUCUCCUUGUGGACCCUGUUGAUCACACUUGGACCGAAAAAUCGAUUGCAGUACUUAUAAAUUUGGCAUCGAAUAAUUCAGGAAAGAAAGAGAUUGCAUCAAUUCGAGGCCUCAUUAGUGCGCUUUCUGCCAUAUUGGAUAGUGGCGAGGCCAUUGAACAGGAGCAAGCUGUAUCGUGUCUUUUGAUCUUGUGUAAUGGCAAUGACAACUGCAGUGAAUUGGUCCUAGAAGAAGGUGUGAUACCUGCAUUGGUUUCAAUCUCAGUGAAUGGAACAGCAAGAGGGAAAGAGAGGGCGCAGAAGCUUUUGAUGCUCUUCAGGGAGCAGCGUCAGCGGGAUCCAUUACCUGUUGUUCAGACACAAAAGGAGCCAAAGGGAAUUGUUUUUGAAGAUCUCCUUCCGUCUCCAGAACCAAAGCCGCUAUGUAAAUCCGGAUCAAGAAGGGCGAUGAGUAGGGCUUGGGCUUCUUUAUGGAAGACCAAGAACUAUUCGUCGUCGUCGGUGUCCCAGUCUUAGAGCUUUUGGUUCUAGCCAGCCAUGUAUAUUUCUGUUGUACCUUCUUUUUCUGCCUUUUAGUCCUCCUUUUUCCUUCCUUCC